Molecule: messenger RNA, 1983 nt
Organism: Paramecium sonneborni
Lineage: Eukaryota; Ciliophora; Oligohymenophorea; Peniculida; Parameciidae
Source: the annotation of a GenBank genome assembly
AAUAUGGUUCUGGACCAUAUAUCUCUUAAUCAUACAGAGUUUUAUUCACUUUAAACAAGAUAACAAGACCCCAUCAAAGAACAAAUUCCACAAAAACUUGAGAGUUAAUGAAUAAAAUUGAUAACCUGGAAUGUUGGAUCAUUUAAACAAAUUGCAUGUAAUAAAAUUAAAAAACAAAAGGAUCAUCUUAAAAGCUUGCAAGAGGUGAGAAGCAAGGCAAUAUAUAAAAGAGAUUCAGUCAAAUACAAAUAUUACCAAAAAUAAUAUGGUAAUAAAAAGAACAUAAUAGGUAUUAACAAUCAAUUACAAAGUAAGGACAUUACAUCUUUUUACUUCAAGGAUUAUUAUUAAGAUGACAAUUUACUAGAUAUAAUUGCACUAUUAAUUAUAAACCCUCUAAUUCUUAUACACGUUUAUUUCCACAGAUAAAGCCAAUAUAAACACUACUUUUAGGCCAAAGGGACUGAUAUUGUUUUUAAAUUAUAAGAUAAUUAACAGCUUAUUAUCUGGGAAAAUCUUGGCAUACACUAAAUGACUGAUAUAACCUCAGAAAUGAUUACAUUCACAAGAAUGUAAAUUAAUAGAAUCAUUAAGAUAAUGGAUUUAUUUCAUUAUAGGCAUAUUUAAAUCAUUCUUCAACAUAAAACACUUCAAGUUAGAAUUAUAAUCAUUAUUAAUUUUUUGCAAUAAAUAUAAUUUUAAUAUUUAAUGAUUUUUUUAUUUAUCAUACAUUUAGUUAGUUGCAAGAUUAAUUAUGAUAAAGGAGUUUUCAAAAAAAUGGAUAUAGGACCUGAUGCUACUUUUGAUUGCAGAAAUGAGUUAGAAAGAACUUUUAUUAUUCCCUUUUCAGAUUCCUUUGAAAAUAUCCCUUAAGUCUUUUUUUUUUGGAAUUUUUUAUGUUUGAACACAUUUUCUGAAUUUCAAAUAGAAAUUAAAUAGAUUAGUCUUAUUAGUAUUACAUUUAAUAAUUUGAUUUAGAUUUCAUAUUAUUUGUCAAGUGUCCUUUACCAACAGGAUAGGUAAGAUCAGUAAUGAUUAAUUGGUAUGCUAUCGAUGAUUAAAGAAUAGAAAUUAUUAAUUCUUUUAAUAUGGAAAAGCCAAAAAAUUAAACCCAUCUUCAUAAAAAUCCAAAUGCUUAGGUUGCUAUUUUAUCUUUAACAAGUUUUGGUUUUGAAGGACCCUUAGAGUUUCUUAUUUCAAUAGCCAGUAAUUAAUUAUUCAAGAUAGACCUUACUGAAACCUUUGUUUAAGUAGAAAUAUCAAAUCCAACAGAAAAGUUGAACAAUUUAAAACAUUUAGGCUAUUAAAUAAUUAUAGGGAUAAAGGAAGCAUUUUUAGAUUUGGGAUUAGAGACAGUCUCUCAAAAUUCUACAUUUGGUUAUGUUCCUUAAGUCAACUCCUGGUUUAUUACACCUUAUUAAGGAUUCAUUUAUGAUCACUCAUUUGCUAUAAGGCUUCAAACCAUAUUUUAUUCCAAUAAUUCAUAUACUUUUUAAACUUGUAUUAAAAUUUAUAAAUUAGGGACUUUUCCAUAUUUUGUUCCAUUUACUUAUAGAAAAGUAUGGAUUUCAUUUUCUUUUCAAGUAACUUUUUAUUCUAUUGAACUUAAAAAUUUAAUUAUAACUUCGAGAUAAGAAGAAAUUACAACAUUAAAUCCAUACUUCAAUAUUUAUAUAAUCUAAAACUAAAGCAUUUUUAAUACCUAAGGCACAUAUACAUCAAUAAUUAAUAAAUUACAUUAAGAAAUAGAUUUAAGUAUCACAGUAAAGUGCUCUCCAAAUUAUAUAGUGAAAAGCCAAUUUUUUAAAAUCUCAAAGACUUAUAAAUUUAGUCAUUAGUGUUUGCCAAUAGAAUAUAAUUUAAAAUAUAUUGCUAACAUGAAGCUUUCUAAAAAUUAAGUAUUAUUAUCGAAGAAUUUAGCAUUUAAGUAAAACAAAUACUUUAUAAUCAAAUAUAAUAAGAGAUUGUACUUAUUAAGAUUGA